AUGCUAAAGAGAGUAUUUGGUUUGCCAUUACAAUUGACAAGUAAACGAACAUUAUCAACAGUAUUCUAUCAAAGAAUGUCCGAACAAACUGCUACUACCCCAGCUACACCAGUUGCUGAUGUCCCACCACAGCAAAAACAAAAAUCUGGUAAGGGUAAAAAAUCCAAGUUACAAGUCUCUUUGAAAACUCCAAAGGGUACUAAGGAUUGGUCUGAUAUCGAUAUGGUCAUUAGAGAGGCUAUCUUUACCACUCUAUCCAAUCUAUUUAAGAAGCAUGGUGGUCAAACUAUUGAUACCCCGGUAUUUGAAUUAAGAGAGAUUUUGGCUGGUAAAUAUGGUGAGGACUCUAAAUUGAUCUAUAACUUGGAAGAUCAAGGUGGUGAGCUAACAUCUUUACGUUACGAUUUAACUGUUCCUUUCGCAAGAUUCGUUGCCAUGAACAAUAUUCAAAAUAUUAAAAGAUACCAUAUUGCCAAGGUCUAUAGAAGGGAUCAACCUGCCAUGACUAAAGGUAGAAUGAGAGAAUUUUACCAAUGUGAUUUUGAUGUCGCAGGUGCUUACGAAUCCAUGGUUCCAGAUGCUGAAAUCUUGGAUAUUAUCGUCGAAGGUUUAACAAGUCUGGGUAUUAAUGAUUUUAAGAUCAAAUUGAACCACAGAAAGAUUUUGGAUGGUAUUUUCCAAGUCUCCGGUGUUAGUGAUGAAGAUGUCAGAAAAAUUUCUUCAGCUGUCGAUAAAUUAGAUAAGAGCCCAUGGGAAGCCGUCAAGAAGGAAAUGGUUGUUGAUAAAGGCCAAACCGAAGAAACUGCUGACAAGAUUGGUGAAUAUGUAAAGUUGAAUGGUUCUCUAAGAGAAGUUUAUGAUGCCUUAUCCCAAGAUCCAAUUAUCUGUGCUAACGAAAAAGCCUCUGAAGGUCUAAAUGAAAUGGAAAACUUAAUGAAAUAUACUGAAGCCUUUGGUAUUGACAAAUUUAUUUCCUUCGAUCUAUCUCUUGCUAGAGGUUUAGAUUACUACACUGGUUUAAUCUAUGAAGCUGUUACUGCUGCUUCAGCCGCUCCAGAAAAUGCUGCCGAAUUAAAGAAAAAAUCCAAAUCUUCUGAGGAUGCAUCUGAAUAUGUUGGUGUCGGUUCUAUUGCUGCUGGUGGUCGUUACGAUAACUUAGUUAAUAUGUUUGCUCAAGCAUCUGGUAAGAAAUCUGGUUCUCAAAUACCUUGUGUUGGUAUCUCCUUCGGUGUUGAAAGAAUCUUCUCUUUGAUUAAACAAAGAAUGACCGCUGCCGAUAUCAAACCAAUUUACACACAAGUAUACGUUAUGGCCUUUGGUGGUGGUAAGGACUGGACUGGUUAUCUACCAGAAAGAAUGAAGGUUGCAAAGCAACUAUGGGAUGCUGGUAUUGAAACUGAGUACGUUUACAAAUCUAAGGCUAACCCAAGAAAACAGUUUGAAGCUGCCGAAAAAUCAGGUGCACCAUUGGCUGUCAUUCUAGGUAAGGAAGAAUAUGCUGAAGGUAAAUUACGUAUAAAGAGAUUAGGUCCAGAGUUUGCAGAUGAUGACGGUGAAUUGGUGGAUGCUAGUGAGUUUGUUGCUGUUGUUCAAGACAAACUAUCACAAGUUCACGAAGACGGUGUCAAUGAAGUUAGUCGUUUGAUUAGAGGACUAUAA
Messenger RNA from Maudiozyma saulgeensis, 1659 nucleotides. NCBI's taxonomy places the organism in Eukaryota, Fungi, Ascomycota, Saccharomycetes, Saccharomycetales, Saccharomycetaceae. The record is from the annotation of a GenBank genome assembly.